Messenger RNA from Mus musculus (house mouse), 2705 nucleotides. RefSeq names its product PRAME like 34 (gene Pramel34). NCBI's taxonomy places the organism in Eukaryota, Metazoa, Chordata, Mammalia, Rodentia, Muridae. Bases 287 to 1714 code for a protein of 475 amino acids. The record is from RefSeq and is marked validated. Gene Ontology annotation, biological process: negative regulation of apoptotic process; negative regulation of cell differentiation; negative regulation of DNA-templated transcription. The transcript is spliced from 6 exons.
UUUACCCCUUCCCAUCGAAUCAAAUUGUAGCUUGUGGGUGGAUCUGGGGUGGCAAAGAGGAGGAGUAAGGAAGAAGGUGGCUUUUUGUUCCAGAGGAGUAAGGGAAACUUUCAGAGUUGUAGAACCUAAAACUUCAGCCUGUCCUUGCUUGAACUAGGAACAGUGUCACCAGAGUGGGUCUCUGCAUCUGUUUCCAUCAGCUGCUGUGUGAAGCCUCUCAGAUGACAUGUAUGCUAGGCUCCCGUCGCCUACUUGAUUAAGGAGCCUUUACUGAAGACCUGAGAGGAUGAGUGGUCAGACCCCACCCACACACACUCUGCUGACACAUGAAGCUUUGAUCAUGUCCUCUCUGGAGGAGUUGCCUACUGUGGUCUUCCCAGCACUAUUCAAAGAGGCCUUUGCUGGCAGACACACCAAUCUCCUAAAGGCAAUGGUGGCAGCCUGGCCUUUCCCCUGUCUCCCUGUGGGGCCAUUGAUGAAGAAGCCUAACCUAGAAACCUUGCAAGCCCUGCUAGAUGGAAUAGACAUGCGACUGACAAGAGAGUUUCACCCCAGGAGGGCAAAACUUCAGGUUCUUGACAUGAGAAAUAUGUACCAUGCCUUCUGGAACAUACGGGCUGAUGCAAAUGACAGUGACUGUAAAUCAAAGACAUUGGAUGAAAAGCAGCUAGUGAAGGUCCUUCCGAGAUAUGCACGGAGGCAGCGUCUGAAGGUCAUAGUCAACCUGUCAAUCAGUUCCCACUUCAAUAAAUCAAAGGCAUAUUUCUUGAAUUGGGCCAAGCAGAGAAUAGGAUCCCUAUAUUUCUGCUGUAUAAAGAUGAGGAUCUGGGACCCACCAGACCAAGUUAUCAGAGACAUCUUUAAUGUUUUUGAUCCAGAGCACAUCACAGAAUUAGAACUGAAUACUGACUGGACUCUGUUACAGCUUGCACAUUUUGCUUCCUACUUUGGGCACAUGAAAAAUCUUCAAAAAGUCUUCCUGGCACCACUCCACAAGAAUACAUCCCCUAUUAUCAAUAUAACAAAUGCCACAGAAGCCAAGUGUGUUCAUAAAAUUAUUUCUCAGUUUUCCCAAUUCAACUGUCUCCAGCAUAUCUUCAUGAAACACGUCCAUUUUCUAAGAGACUACAUGAAUCAGGUCCUAGGGUGCCUGAUGACACCCUUGGAGACCCUCUCCAUCACUCAAUGCCUAAUUUCACAGAGAGACUUUGAUUUAUUUUCCUGCUCCCAAAACCUCUUUAAAUUAAAACAUCUGGAAAUAAGAGGGAUGAUCUUAUAUGCUUUGGAUCUUAUGCCUCUGAGAGUUCUCCUAGAAAAAGUAGCAGACACUCUUGAGAUUCUGGAUUUUCAGUGGUGUAGGAUGAAGGACUCCCAGAUCAAUGCCCUCCUACCUGCCCUCAGUCAAUGUACUCAGCUCAACCAGAUCAACUUCUACAACAAUGACUUCUCCAUGUGCACCCUGAAGGCCCUUUUCCAGCACACAGCCAACUGGAGCAAGAUGAAUGUGGAACAAUACCCUGCCCCUCUGCAGUGCUAUAGUGAGUUGGGUCAUGUCUCUGUAGAAAGAUUUGUCCAACUUUGUCAGGAGCUCAUGUAUACUCUCAGAGCUAUAAGGCAGCCCAAGAGCAUCUCUUUUGCUACAGAUAACUGUCAAAAAUGUGGUAAGCCCUGUGUCUAUGACCAGGGCCCAAUACUUUGUUCUUGUUUUCAGUAAACAUAGAUACAGGACUUCUGGAUAUGAAUAAAUGACAGGCUUGGGACACAUCUUUUAUCUGCAGUGCUCAGAAACUGUGAUUUCAGACACUUCCCAUAUGGUUGGAAAUAAAGAGAUUUACAGUGACUGGGACCCUGAAGGUUGAGCUUAACAUUGGGACCAUUUCGAUGGAAUCUGAUAUCAGGGGGGUUGUGGGGUCAGAAAAACAGUGUGGCAUUUAUAUGUGGCUUCUGCCCAGACAGUGUAUAUAUAGAUGCUUUUUUGUGUACUCAUAAACCUAGAUGAUCUCUCUCAUGGGUCUUUGACUAUUAACAACAUCACUAUCAGGGUCAGGGUCUAGAAAGUUGAAUAGGUCCAGGAUUGGAAAGACACUGUUAUUUUAUAAAGAAAGGUAAAUUUUAGGUGAUAAAUGGCAUGUAUAAAAUGAAAGUAUUCGUGACACAUCUUUCCCUUGUCUCUUGCCUGGGCUACAUGUGUAACACUUUUGUGUGGCUGAUCAGUUAUGUGCACAAAACAUUUAAACUAAAGUGAGCAACAUAGACAAAUUCUUUGAAGGAGGAAGAAAAGUGUCACAAAUGGUUACUAUACAGUACAUUCAGACCACAAAGCACCUUGGACCCAUCAAAGAUGCCUAAAGGUAAGAAGACAACAUAGAGCAAAGCAAACAGGCUUUCCAUUCUAGCUUUGAACUCUUGAUAUUUUUGUCAUGCCUUAAUGAGUUUACUAACAGGAACCUCUAUAUGAAGUCUUCAUGACAUGUGUCUCUAGGGCCCUAUUCCUAUGGAGUCCCAAAAUCUAUGAAGUACCUAUAGUAUAUGUAAAGGUGUCCAAUAAUAUGCAGGUAACUUAUCUACAUGAAGUAUUUACUUUUAAAAAAUGUAUUUUAAGGCUUUAGUUGUAAUAAAAACAAAAGAAAAGGAUCUCCCUCUGCCUAGUCAUUAUACCCCUUUCUGUAUAGCAAACUAUCAAUAAAAUAAUUUAUUGUUACUCU